GAGUGAGUUAUUGUAUAAAAGAACAAGAGACAGGUUAAAACAAAAAAUUGUUUGUUAGUAAACGGACUGCCGGACUAUCUUGUAGUGUCUUGGAAAAGAUCUACACACAUAGUUAUAUAAAUGGAAAUAAUAAUAAACAGUUAAUUCACAAUGGCACCAAGAGGAGAGAAUUAUUUGGAAAUUGCUCAUCAAAGGGCUAUAGAGAAGAAAACUCACGUUAGCUUUCCUCAACUCAAAUAUCCUUCACUUAGAGAUGAAGGUCUUAAGGAUCCGGUUCAAUGGUUGACUGGAAAAGCUAUGGACGAUGGUGCUGAAGGCUUGUGGAGAGUGCAUGAUAAAAUUUAUGAUCUAACUACUUUUAUUAAACAGCACCCUGGUGGAGCUGAAUGGCUUGAGUUAUCAAAAGGAACUGAUAUAACAGAAGCUUAUGAAGUUCAUCAUCUGAACCCAUCAAUAAAUAAUAUACUAGAAAAGUACUAUGUAAAACCAGCGGUAGCUCCGAGAAAUUCACCUUUUACUUUCAAAAAAGGUGAUUUCUAUGACUCGUUGAAAAAAGACGUAGUAGAAGAAUUGAAAAAAAUACCAAAACACGUCGCUACAAGAACGAACAAAAUUAUUGAUGGAUUACUAAUUACUCUUCUAAUUUCUUCAACUUUGUCAUGUUACUCGAAUAAUUAUUGGAUUAGACUCGUAUCUUAUUUAGUAGCAUCGUUAUCUAUGGCGUGGGCAAUGGUAGCCUCACAUAAUUAUAUCCAUAGAAAAAAUAACUGGAGAAUGUACGUUUUUAAUGUAGGCUUAUGGUCAUACAGAGAUUUUAGAGUGUCUCAUGUGUUGUCACAUCACUUAUUUCCUAACACACUUAUGGAUUUAGAGAUUAGUGCAUUUGAACCAUUGGUACACUGGAUUCCAAGGCGCAACGUUCCAAAAUAUGCUAAUUUAGCAUUUUUGUUUGAAAAUAUAGUGUUUCCAUUUUUAUUCAUAAUAACGUUUUUGAAAAGGUUUUUCUUAAAUUUCAUAAGAAAGGAUUAUUUUAAAAAUCACUACCGGUGGCAUGAUGUAAUUGGACUUACCAUACCUCUUUGGAUGUGGUUAACCAGCGGUGCUCCGUUCCACGAAGUUUUUACAACUUGGUUAUGGAUUAACUGCACUGCAAGUUUUAUUUUCUUCACAAUUGGAUCGAAUGCAGCCCAUCAUCAUCCAAAACUAUUUCAUGAUGGCGAUGAACUUAGAGAGCCGACGCGAGACUGGGGUAUACAUGAGGUGGAAUCAGUAAUCGAUCGAACAGAUAUCAAUGACAAUUUAUUUAAGGUUAUGACUUUCUUCGGAGACCACACCCUUCAUCAUCUCUUCCCGACACUGGACCAUGGAUUACUACCGCAUUUUUAUCCUGCACUUUUGAAAAAUGUUGAGAAAUUCAAAGUCAAAUUUAGAACCACGACACAGUUUGAGUUAUUUAUCCAACAAAUUAAGGUAACAAUGAAAAGAGAACCUAACCUUUUAUCUAAUAUAGAAUGAAUAUUCUGCAUUAUAUUUUAUUAUAUUUUGGUUAUGAAAUUCUAACAUUUAUUAAAAUUUAUUAAAUGUUGAGAAACUAA
Molecule: messenger RNA, 1595 nt
Organism: Galleria mellonella (greater wax moth)
Lineage: Eukaryota; Metazoa; Arthropoda; Insecta; Lepidoptera; Pyralidae
Product: cytochrome b5-related protein-like
Exons: 5
Coding region: 151-1515 (454 amino acids)
Biological process (GO): lipid metabolic process
Cellular component (GO): mitochondrion
Source: RefSeq, a predicted model, not a curated record